AUGGGCGUCUCCGCGAACCGGCGGGGCGAGAGUUUGCGGCGGGUGAAGACCAUACUGGCGGUGUCUUCCUGCAAGGGCGGCGUCGGCAAGUCGACGGUGGCCGUGAACGUCGCGCUCACGCUGGCGAAGCGGGGCCUCGACGUGGGCCUCGCCGACGCGGACGUCCACGGGCCCAGCGUCCACGUGCUCUGCGGCGAGCCGAAGGACGGCGCGGUGCGCCUGGCGCCGGAAAUGGACGCGUACGGCCGCGAGCUUCUGGAGCCCUUCGAGGCCCACGGUCUGAAGCUCAUGUCCUUCGGCUAUUUGAACGACGCGCCGGCCUACAUGCGCGGGUCGCGCGUGUCGGGCGUCGUGCAGCAGAUCGUCGCGUCGGUCGCGUGGCGCGAUUUGGACGUCUUGGUCGUCGACUGCCCGCCGGGCACGGGCGACGCGCAGCUGACGCUCUGCCAGGUGCUCGACAUGGACGCGGCCGUCGUCGUGACGACGCCGAGCCGCCUCUCCUUCGCGGACGUCGUGAAAGGAGUGGCGCUCUUCGACGAGGUCGACGUGCCCGUCGUCGCCGUCGUGGAAAAUCUGCGCGAGUUCGCGCUCCCCCGC
Aureococcus anophagefferens is the source of this 597-nucleotide messenger RNA. RefSeq lists its product as hypothetical. The transcript has a single exon. Gene Ontology annotation, molecular function: 4 iron, 4 sulfur cluster binding; ATP-dependent FeS chaperone activity; ATP binding. The record is from RefSeq and is a predicted model, not a curated record. The annotation marks the transcript as partial. Gene Ontology annotation, biological process: iron-sulfur cluster assembly. NCBI's taxonomy places the organism in Eukaryota, Pelagophyceae, Pelagomonadales, Pelagomonadaceae.